Diabrotica virgifera virgifera (western corn rootworm) is the source of this 1273-nucleotide messenger RNA. Its product is annotated as chitotriosidase-1. Gene Ontology annotation, molecular function: chitinase activity; chitin binding. Gene Ontology annotation, cellular component: extracellular region. Gene Ontology annotation, biological process: carbohydrate metabolic process; chitin catabolic process. The coding region runs from base 31 to 1200 and encodes 389 amino acids. Lineage: Eukaryota; Metazoa; Arthropoda; Insecta; Coleoptera; Chrysomelidae. The transcript is spliced from 7 exons. The record is from RefSeq and is a predicted model, not a curated record.
AAGGAUUAUUGUUUAAAGUAAGUUAUCAUAAUGAAACUGUUUAUAACGCUUUGUUUCGUAGCAACAUUGUGCACUGCUCCUACCUUGGGUUCAGGAAAAAAUAUUGUUUGCUAUUUCGCCAGCUGGACAGUUUAUAGGAUUGGAGAUGGAUCUUUCGACGUACGUAACAUAGACCCAUCGUUAUGUACCCAUAUCAAUUUUGCUUUCAUUGGUCUUUACGCAGAUGCCUCCAUUCACAUUUUAGAUUCGUGGGAAUCAAAUGAUCCUGGAGGUUACCAGGGCUUCAAAAAUCUGGUGGCUCUAAAAGAAACAAAUCCAAAUCUUAAAGUAAUUAUAAGUAUGGGUGGUUGGAACGAAGCAUCUCAGAAUUACUCAAUAGUAGCUGCAGAUGCAAUGAAGAGAAAAAUAUUGGCCAACAACGUUGAGACCUUUAUAAAAAAGUGGAACUUUGAUGGAUUUGAUUUAGAUUGGGAAUAUCCUGGAUUGAGAGGAGGAAACACAACAAUUGACAAAGGCGACUUCACGGCACUUUUACAAGAACUUAGUAAUGUUUUAAAGCCCCAGGGAUACUUAUUAAGUGCAGCAGUAGCGGGAGCAAUUGAAAAAAUUGAUGAAGCUUAUGACAUUCCAGCGAUUUCAAAGCUACUAGACUUGAUCAAUGUUAUGGUUUUCGAUUUCCACGGCGCUUUUGACAACUAUGUAGGACAUAUCUCACCGCUUUUUCCCGCUAAAGUUGACUACGAUUACUAUAAUAAUAAAACAUACAAUGUGGAUACAGGAAUUCAAUAUUGGUUGAAUGGUGGUGCAGAUCCUGCAAAAUUAAACUUGGGUGUUGUCGCUUAUGGAAGAACUUUUACUUUGGCUGAUAAAAAUAAUACCGCUCUAUAUGCUCCUGUCAAAGGUGGAGGUAGAGUUGGACCUUAUUCACAACAAUCUGGAUAUUUGGGAUAUAAUGAGAUUUGCAAAUACUAUACCGACUCAACUUACGUAUGGGAUGACGAACAGAGAGUUCCUCACAGAUACUGGAGUGACCAAUGGGUGGGUUUUGAAGAUGAGAAGUCUUUAACAGAAAAAGUAAACUAUGCUAUUGAAAAUAACUUAGGAGGCAUGAUGUUGUGGUCACUCGAUUAUGACGAUUUUAGAGGAGCGUGCGGAGAUAAAUAUCCACUAUUAAGAACUAUAAAUAAAAUAAAUAAUUAGUGUAGUAUUUAAAGUUUAAAAUAUGGUAAUUGAUUUUCAUUGUAAUAAUAAAAAAUAAAAAAUGAUUAAGUUA